This is a messenger RNA of Metarhizium album ARSEF 1941, 1206 nucleotides long. Its product is annotated as trimethyllysine dioxygenase. Gene Ontology annotation, molecular function: iron ion binding; trimethyllysine dioxygenase activity. Gene Ontology annotation, biological process: carnitine biosynthetic process. The record is from RefSeq and is a predicted model, not a curated record. Bases 1 to 1206 code for a protein of 401 amino acids. Gene Ontology annotation, cellular component: mitochondrion. The transcript is spliced from 8 exons. Lineage: Eukaryota; Fungi; Ascomycota; Sordariomycetes; Hypocreales; Clavicipitaceae.
AUGGCUGUCUCAUCUAGUCAUGCCAUCCGAGCUUGGAGGCUCGUUGCAGGUCGAGGCCCGGGAAUGUCGAGACGAGCUCCGCUGGUACAGCAGCAUGCUUUUCGAGGUUAUGCUACGACUCUGGAAUCAGACGACAAAGGGUUAAUCCUCAAGGUCAGCGAUGGCGGAAGCCCGAGUCUGAAGCGAUUAUCACAGUUUUGGCUCCGAACUGCUGGCUUCUUCCGCGCUGACCACUGGCCGAAAGGGUCCGAUUCUCACCAGAGCAGCUACACCUGGUCGUGGCUGCGGACUGCAUUGAGUGGUGUCGAAAACAAAAAGUUAAAAGGCCCGACUAAACAAACGCUCUGGAACGCUUCCAUAGCAUCCAACCCCCCAGAAGUGUCAUUCGAUAGCGUCAUGGCAAAGGGUGACAGCUCUGGGAUGGCUGACUUGACCGAAAAGAUUCAUGAUUACGGUCUAUGUUUUGUCACCAACACGCCCGUGACACCCGAGGCUACGAAUGAACUUCUAGAGGCUAUUGGUCCCAUUCGCAAUACCCAUUAUGGGGGUUUCUACGAUUUCAUCCCAGAUUUGGCCAAGGCUGAUACGGCUUACACCAACUUAGCCCUCGCGGCGCAUACUGACACAACGUACUUUACUGAACCGGCUGGCCUACAAGCUUUUCACAUGCUGUCUCACACGCCGCCGCCCAACAGGUUAAAUGAUGACGGCAGCUUGGGCGGCAAAUCCUUUCUCGUGGAUGGAUUCUACGCCGCCCAUAGGCUGAAGAAAGAAUUCCCCGAGUCGUACGAGAUUCUUCGAGCCGUCAGACUGCCCUGGCAUGCAAGCGGAAACGAAGGCGUGGCCAUUACGCCUGACAGAGCAUAUCCUGUGAUUGAAGCGUCCCCUUAUAGAAUUCAUCGAGUGCGCUGGAACAAUGACGACAGAGGAGUCGUUCCCGCGACUAUGGAUGUGGACAAGUGGUACAGUGCAGCUCGAAAUUGGGACCGCAUUUUGCGGCGAAAAUAUAAUGAAUACUGGUUCCAGCUUGAGCCGGGUCGAGUUUUGAUCUUUGACAACUGGAGGAUUCUCCAUGGCCGAAGCGCUUUCGAAGGACUUCGUCGUAUCUGUGGCGGGUAUAUCAACCGCGAUGACUUUAUCUCUAGGUGGAAGACCUCCAACUUCCCCAGCAGUGAGGUCAUUGCAGCAAAUAUGCAGCUCAAAUAG